AUGAUGCAGCUGCCCUUCCGACUGCAACAGCACUGCGCCCCAAAGGGCUCCACGCUUCUUGUUCACCUCUGUCUAUUCACGCUUCUCCUCGUCGCUACACCCGCAUCGGCGUUUGGAACUCGAGUUGAUGCAGGCCAGCGCGAGUGCCUGGUGGAGUCCAUCGCGGCGGGCGGAUCUCUUGCGUUUACGUUCCGUGUCACCGAUGGCGGCUCCUUCGACAUAGACGUCACCAUGUACGCCACGACGGUGGCGCCGCUGGGGAAGAUGGAGGAGACGACGCGAAUGCACUACAACACGCUUCUCAUGAACAUGCGCGAUAACACCACCACCGCCCUCGUGAACGAGUGGCGGCGUGCCAGUGAGGGGAGCCAGUCGUACACGGCCCCCACAGCGGCCGAGACGAAGCACGGGCUGCCGGCCGAGGUCACGGUGUGCUUUGACAACUCCUUCUCGAGGGUGGCGCCCAAGUGGGUUCUAUUCCAGUUCCUCAAGCGCGACGUGGUGGAGAUCGACCCCGACAGCCUCACCAAGGCGGAGGCGGAGAUAGAGAAGAAGCUCCACAACCAUGGUAAGGUGUUGUUCGAGCUGGCCGUCGUGGCGGAGCGGAUGCGGCAGGUGGGCGAGUCAGACCACGUAAAGUAUGAAUCUGUAUAUAUUAUCGUCACAGCUGGAUUAAUCGGAAACAUCUUGAUUUUACUCAUCAUGGCAAUAUAUCAAUACAAAACAAUGACACGCUUCCUCAGACGGUGCAGGACGAAGUGA
This is a messenger RNA of Trypanosoma grayi, 762 nucleotides long. Its product is annotated as transmembrane emp24 domain trafficking protein 2. NCBI's taxonomy places the organism in Eukaryota, Euglenozoa, Kinetoplastea, Trypanosomatida, Trypanosomatidae. The record is from RefSeq and is a predicted model, not a curated record. The transcript has a single exon. Bases 1 to 762 code for a protein of 253 amino acids.